Chaetomium fimeti is the source of this 1041-nucleotide messenger RNA. RefSeq lists its product as uncharacterized. The transcript has a single exon. The record is from RefSeq and is a predicted model, not a curated record. The coding region runs from base 236 to 592 and encodes 118 amino acids. NCBI's taxonomy places the organism in Eukaryota, Fungi, Ascomycota, Sordariomycetes, Sordariales, Chaetomiaceae.
UUAAGUUAAUCGCAAGGUUGAAUAAGAAUUUGCCGCGUACUUUAGGCUUCCGCGUAUGUAGUUGGCCUCAGUCACUCCAACGAAUGCGAACACGCCUGCUACGAUCUUCCCACGCAUGGCCAUAGCCGUUCCAAGGCCUCCUUGUCCGAGCCCCGACAUCCCCCCCUCACACACAAACCCCAGACCAACUAUAGAUGACCAGAGCAUCCCACAGUUUCUAUCUUGAGCAUCACACAUGGUUCUCCUCUUUCUUCUCCAUGCUGAAACAGCCAACUCGCUGCCAGGAACCAGUGCCACAUCUGGUUUGUCGUCUAUCAGACCAGCCCGUUUGUCUACCCACAACGCGGCGCCCUUGUAUGUAGCCCGCUUUCCGCUUUACUCAACGUUUUCACCCGGUCGCUGGAUCCACAGUCUUGUCAUCCAAACCCGUACUGCGAAUAUGGCGUGGGGGAUGCCGGGUUGGUUCAUCGGGAAGUUAAUUAGACUCCUGGAACGCCCCGGGAGAUCCGGGUGGGCAAGCCGAGGCCCAAAGGCCGGUUGUCGGUAUGUGCUAUCCGGAGUUCUAGCCCGGGAGAAUCGUCGUCUUGCUUAGAUCGUCGGCACGUGGUGAAACACCUUCGGCCUCUGAGGGCGACAGCAUGCACUAGGCAUUAAAUCGACGCUGUCUGCUGUUUGGGCCGUCCCACUUCCAUCCAACUGCUGUGUAUCUCGGGUGGAUCACUCGAUCAGCAUCUUUUUGACUCCCCCGACCUCACACAACCCAAGGUGCCGAAUUGCCUCCCUCUCGGUGGCUAAGAUGAUGGUUCGAUCCGGAAGAAUGGGGUUGUUCGGAUCGACGUGAGAUGCGUCCUUUGCGGCUUGUUCGAUAGCAUCCAUCUCCUCUUUGCAAGCCUGCUGAUCCAUCGGGCAUACCACGAUCGGCUGGCGUAAUGUGAUAUCUCUAGCGGAAGUCAUGUGGGCCUAAAACUGGUGAGCGGAAAAAAAACACACAGCAAACUUGUUUAGAUAAGGGCUCUCACCUUGAUACUUAAAAAGAAUUCA